This is a messenger RNA of Neofelis nebulosa (Clouded leopard), 615 nucleotides long. RefSeq lists its product as uncharacterized. The transcript is spliced from 6 exons. Lineage: Eukaryota; Metazoa; Chordata; Mammalia; Carnivora; Felidae. The coding region runs from base 1 to 615 and encodes 204 amino acids. The record is from RefSeq and is a predicted model, not a curated record.
AUGACAUGGGAUGUUGCUGUUCAGGAAAGGGUCCCUGAGGGUGAAAGUGUAGUAGACUCAGGACAUGGUUGGUUUGGAUCAUUUAAAAUCCGCCCCCCUCCAUCAUUGGUCAUCUUAUUUCUUCUUUCAUUCCUGUUAAUCUUUAAUUGGGUGUUACAUAUUGUGAGUUUAAUCUAUUUAAGUGUUAUAUCUUUUUGUACUUUUAGAUACCUCAAGCUUUGUUCUGACAGACAGUUAAGUUACUUGGAAAUUUUUAUUUUAGUUCAGUUUUUGGUCUUGUUAGGUACGAAUGAGGCAGCAUUGAAUCUAGGGCUAAUUAUCCUACACUACAGAGGCAAGACCCUUGUAAAUACUCUUAACUAUACUUGUGGAGAAGCCACUUUCCUCAAUGUUAUGUUGCCCUUUGCUGUUGGUGUGCUUCCCACCUACACAGGCCCUGAUCAGCCCACCAAGCCAAUUGCCACUACUCCAUCACCUACUCCAGUGCUUUCGAAGCCCCCUCGAUUCCAGUGCAACUCUAGCUCCGAUGUGACUGCAGCUGUGCAAAAAUUCCCUGCUCCUGAUCCCAAUGAGCUCUCCCAGAUAUCAAGAAUCUUUGAAGUUGGGGACUUGUGA